ACGUGAUAACAACCGAAAUAUUUGUAUCUUCGAUUCGAUCUUCAAACGUGGAAAGAAUUGUCUUCUGCCAUUUUGGUUUUAUGACAGACGUUCUGUGAAUAGUUUGUCAGCAUUAGCGAAGAUAAUUUUUAUUUGUUAAAACUAUAAUCCAUUGCUCACCGAUCAUGGGUGAUGAUUUGUCAAUUAAAGAGAAGAUGUCGCAGAUUGGGUCGUACCAAUGGGUUUUGGGAGUUCACCCGAGCAAUAUCUCAAAUGUAUCGGACAUGAGCGAUUACGGGCCUCCGCCGUUUGCUCUUCAAAUUAUUCCAAAAAAUGUGGGUAAACCGGACCGGCCUCUCUUGCAAGCGACUACAGAGGAGCUACUUUGUUUUUUCUUUAUGUAUGUCAGUACGAUUGCUAAAAUGCAAUUAGCGUUUAUGUUCGACGAAAGCAUCAACGGAUGUAAAUUUGUAUUCGAAAACAGCUUUAGUGAUUAUUAUCUCAAUAUGGGUGAUGAUAUGUCAAAUAAAGAGAAGAUAUCGCAGGCUGAGUCGACGCAAUGGGCUUUCGGUGCGCACGAGAGUAAUGCCUCAAUGUUAUCGCGCUUCAGUGAUUCCGUCGGACCUCCGCCGUUUGGUCUUCACAUCAUACCACAAGUGAUGGAUGAAUCGGACCGGCCUCGUGUGCAAGCGACAACAGAGGAGCUGUUUUGUUUUUACCGUCUGUACAUAAGUACGAUUUGCAAAACUAAAAUAAUGUCUAUGGUCGAUCUAAGCCUUAAUUGGUAUUUUUGGUUUCACAUCCAGAACUUGGUGUUGAAUUGUAUGCCGAAUGUCUUUGUCAAAGUAUUCCUUGCUGUAUACGUGCCGGAAGAACAUUUCUACCUAGAUAAAAUGGUGCCCUUGCUACGCGGUUACAAAUUUGUAAUAAUCAUUGCUGCGUUUUAUGAACUGGUGAGAUUAACAUCUUGUAAAAUGCUUCUGUUGCAUUACAUAUGGAUAGGCCUCGCUGAGAGAAGCCCAUGGAAUAGAUGUUCCAAAGAUUUUUCAUACCCCGUUUCAAAAAUGCCGAACAUGACGGUCUCGUGUUACGUCAUUGAAGAUUUUAAGAAGUUAAUUUCCGAAAUUGUAGCUUCCAAUCAUACAAUUAGUUUUUACAAAUAUGAAUAUACCGUAAAAUAUUCCAAUGGUACUACAACAUACUUUCAAGUUCCUCAAUUGACAUUUUUUAAGCUUUUAUGGGAUAGGAGGGUAACAUCAAUACAGCAAACAGAGUUUGGCGUUUAUUUCCUAAUAAUAUACGCUUUAGCGGCUCUCCAUUAUAAUCAAUUUUACAAAAAACUCAUAUGGAAGCUUUUAAAAUUUGCAAAUUAUGCGGAAAUUGCUAUAACUUUGCUGAUAACAAUACAUAUAUUUCUGAGUUAUAACAUUAUUGAUCCACAUUUGAAAAAUGUCAAACCUGUAACAAUAUUAUACAAUUCGAAAAGCCCAAAGUUGGAAGUAGAUGUAGUGUUAUUAGCGUUAAAUGCUCCACCAGUGAUACAUGUCUUGAUUUCUAGAAGCUGUGCCGACCAUAGUAAGAUCCAAUAUAAAUCUCUGAGUGCCUUGCUGGUAAUAUCCUUUUGGUCGUAUACUUUUUUAAGCGGAUUGAUGUUUAAGUAUCUCAAAGAUUAUUGUGAUAAUAUCAUGGGAGUGCACAUAAGACAGUCAUUAUAUAAUUCAUCCGCCUUUUACUUCAUAUACGCAAUAUAUUAUUCACAUUUUUUGCUUGGGAACAUUUACUUCUUGAUUACGCUUUUUGUAAAAUUUAUGGGGGACUUUUACAUAUUCGUUAUUACCUUCCAUUGUUUGGUUGAAGCAAUUAUUUGUGAAUGGAAGUUUGUCACAAGGAUUAUGGUUGGAUCGUUUCUCUCGUUAUUAUCUUUGCUCCACUUUCUCAUAUGGAACUUUACUGUUUUAACGAUGUUGAUGUUAUACAUGAAGUGUAUUUCGAUUCUUAUUGAAAUGGUUGGUAUCUAUAUACUGUAUCCGCUGAGCAGACUUGUCGAAGAUAUAACAUUCUAUAGUGGUAGCGAACCGCAUAUUUUACAACAAUAUUGUCUAAGACUUGUGCCGUUUUUUGUUGGUUAUAAAAUAUAUGAAUUCUUAGUGCAAAUACAUAAACCAACUAUUCGCUUGUUUUGGUGGAUACCGGUCGCGUUUCUUAUUGCUGGGAUGCUUUUCACUAUAUAUGAUAUACUUUAUCUGCAAGGACGGAAUUACUUUAGCUUAUUUUGCCCUAUUCCUGAAUGGGGACCGGUGGAUUUUAAAAAACGACGAAAUCGAAAAUUGUUUAAGAAACAUGAAUAUAUUGGAUCCCAGGCUGACCGUGAUCUGAGCAGACACAUGCUUAGCAGAGACGAGUGUGACCUCGUGCAUUUGGACCUCAAAUAUGAAAGCUUCAGGCGGUCCACUAAUGUUCCAUAUUUCUCAUACGAAUAUGAAAGCAAUAAGAAGAAGUUGUAGUUUAUUUUUUAAGUAGGUACCUACACCUAUCUGUGUAGAUUUAUAUACAAAGGGGGUUGCACCGUCAACUCGCAGUAAAACAAUUACGCCAUUUUGUCUAAACGUCAGCGGCGUGUCGUUUAAAGUGAACGUCAAAUUUGACGGUGCAAACUCACCCUGACUAAACUUCGAACCUACCUCUAUACUUAAUUCAUCCCCUUUUAUUUUUGCGUCUGAUAGGCAUGUAGCAUUUAACAAUUGUUGUGUUCUGUAGAAUAUCGCGUUGUUUUAUUGAAAAGUAGAUUAAAAAUAAUUAAA
This is a messenger RNA of Plodia interpunctella (Indianmeal moth), 2780 nucleotides long. RefSeq lists its product as uncharacterized. Lineage: Eukaryota; Metazoa; Arthropoda; Insecta; Lepidoptera; Pyralidae. The record is from RefSeq and is a predicted model, not a curated record. The coding region runs from base 165 to 2483 and encodes 772 amino acids. The transcript has 17 exons.